CUGAAUAGUGCCAUCUUUAGAACAUGUUGGCAAAACAAAAAACAUGAAAUCCGAGUUAUUAGCAGCUGCCUUUUUGGGUCUGGCGGUUAGGUCAAUAAUAUCACUAUAUUCGUACUCGGGUUUUAACACCCCGCCCAUGUAUGGCGACUACGAGGCGCAGCGCCACUGGCAGGAGGUAACGGUGAAUUUGGAUACCGGCGAAUGGUACACAAACAGCUCCAACAAUGACUUGAUGUACUGGGGCCUGGACUAUCCACCGCUUACCGCUUAUCACAGCUAUAUAGUGGGGAAACUGGGCAAAGCCAUAAAUCCACGCUUUGUCGAGCUGCACAAAAGCAGAGGCUACCAGUCCCCGGAGCACAAGCGCUUCAUGCGAUCAACAGUUGUCGCUGCCGAUAUCCUCGUCUAUUUGCCGGCCUUGUUGGCCGUGUGCCUAUGCCUAGAUAAAUCCUUCCAGGGCGAUGACAAGCUAUUCCUGUUUAUGCUCACAGUGGUAUAUCCGGGUCAAAUCCUUAUAGACAACGGACACUUUCAGUACAAUAAUAUAUCGCUUGGUCUGGCGGCCGCAGCAGUUGCGGCUAUCCUGCGGGGUAGACUCUACAUUGCUUCGUUUUUCUUUACAUUGGCUUUGAACUACAAGCAAAUGGAGCUGUACCACAGCCUGCCGUUCUUUGCUUUCCUUUUGGGCGAAUGUGUGAACCAGGAAAGGUUUGGUGCCUUCGUUGCUCGACUAUCACGGAUUGGAGCCAUUGUGCUUGCCACAUUUGCUAUUUUAUGGUCUCCCUGGCUGGGUUCGCUGCCAAGGGCUCUUGGAGUCUUGCAACGCCUGUUUCCUGUGGCACGAGGUGUUUUCGAAGACAAGGUGGCCAAUGUCUGGUGUGCCAUAAACGUGGUUUGGAAACUCAAGAAACAUUUGCUUAACGACCAGAUGGCCCUUGUCUGCAUUGGAUGUACUUUAAUCGCAGCCUUGCCCACAAAUAUAGCUCUCUUCCGCAGACGUACCCAGCUCGGGUUUUUACUGGCUCUCUUCAACACAUCACUGGCCUUCUUUUUAUUCUCAUUUCAAGUCCACGAAAAGACGAUACUUCUUGCGGCCUUACCUGCUUUAUUCCUACUAAAGUGGUGGCCCAACGAAAUGCUCCUCUUCCUCGAAGUCUCUGUGUUCAGCAUGCUGCCCCUCUUGGCCAGAGAUAAACUGUUGCUGCCAGCGUUAGUAUCAACAGUGACAUUUCAUUUAUUAUUCAAAUGUCUUAGACCUGAGCACAGCCAUAUGCGAAAUAUAUCAAACAUCGUUAUGAUAAUCAUUGUGGCUGCUUCUUUGCUGAUCCCAGCUCCAGCGCGGUUUCCCGACCUUUGGCCCUUAAUUAUAUCUGUUAUUAGUUGUGGCCACUUUGUUUUAUUUUUUGUUUGGGGAAAUUGUCAACAUUUUGUGUUUAAAAGCUAAGACACCAAAGAAAUACAUUUGUAAAUAAAAUAUAUGACAUUAUUAAGCAUUCCAUUAAACAGACAGAGAGACCUUCACUUAGUCACAUCGUAUAUAUAUAUAAGCUUAUUCCCUCUAUCUUAUCUGUGUAUUCAAUCGAUAAAGGAGUUACACUAUGC
This is a messenger RNA of Drosophila kikkawai, 1602 nucleotides long. RefSeq names its product ALG6 alpha-1,3-glucosyltransferase garnysstan (gene gny). NCBI's taxonomy places the organism in Eukaryota, Metazoa, Arthropoda, Insecta, Diptera, Drosophilidae. Gene Ontology annotation, molecular function: dolichyl pyrophosphate Man9GlcNAc2 alpha-1,3-glucosyltransferase activity. Gene Ontology annotation, cellular component: endoplasmic reticulum membrane. Gene Ontology annotation, biological process: protein N-linked glycosylation. The record is from RefSeq and is a predicted model, not a curated record.